This is a messenger RNA of Hyla sarda, 4985 nucleotides long. RefSeq names its product ERCC excision repair 6 like, spindle assembly checkpoint helicase (gene ERCC6L). Gene Ontology annotation, molecular function: ATP-dependent chromatin remodeler activity; protein binding; ATP binding. The transcript has 3 exons. The record is from RefSeq and is a predicted model, not a curated record. Lineage: Eukaryota; Metazoa; Chordata; Amphibia; Anura; Hylidae. Bases 254 to 4204 code for a protein of 1316 amino acids.
GUGCUGUAGAGGGCAGAACGACGUGCAAUACCAAGGAUAAAGGGUUACUAUUGGAAACGUGCGGUUCUAUCAAACAGUUCUACUGCGCCGGGCAACCGGGUUUGGGCGGAAGAAGACGCAUUCAACGUGCGCACGCGUAGACUCGGAGCCCCGCCCCCCGCAGUGCUCUCUGGGAAGGAUUUUGAAAUAGCGGCGGGAGGACUGUACUGAGCUGUGGUGUCUGGUUCCGGGGUUCUUCAGAUUGCUCUUCAGUAUGGAGUCCGAGGAGAGAAGCUCCCGGGGUUCCGGUGAUGUCAGCACCGUGUCCCGGGUCCAAGAGGACUCAGAGCUGGCCGACAAGUAUGAACGAUAUGUUCAAAAAGCAAAGCAAGAAGCGAAGAAUGGGAACUUGUUAAAGUCCAUAGAAUACUUUCAAAAAGCGGACACCAUACACCCCAGUGAAAAGCUAAAAGGUCGAAUUGCAAAGCUUGAAGAAGCUCUCAAACAGCUUGGUCUCCAAAAUGAGGAAGAUGAUGAAUUUGUAGAUGUAUUAGGAAGUGGGCUAAUGCUCUAUAGAGAACUUUUCUACAAGCUCUUUGAACACCAACAAGAAGGUGUUGCAUUCAUGUACAGCCUUUACAGAGAUGGAAGAAAGGGUGGUAUUUUGGCAGAUGAUAUGGGGCUUGGAAAAACAAUCCAAGUUAUCGCCUUCCUUUCUGGAAUGUUUGAUGCUGAAUUCACUAACAAUGUAUUAUUGAUAAUGCCAACAACUCUAAUUAGUAAUUGGGUUAAAGAGUUUGAGAAGUGGACUCCAGGCAUGAGAGUGAAUGAAUUCCAUGGUACUAGCAAGAAGGAGCGGUCCAGAAACCUAGAGAAAAUCCAGAGAAAAGGGGGGGUUCUUAUAACCACCUAUCAAAUGUUGAUAAACAAUUGGCAACAGCUUGCUACGUACAAUGGAAGAGAGUUUGUAUGGGAUUACAUCAUUUUAGAUGAGGCCCAUAAAAUUAAAUCAACAUCAACAAAGACUGCCAAAUCCUGCUAUGCGAUUCCUGCUAAAAAUCGCAUUCUUCUUACAGGCACCCCAGUCCAAAAUAAUUUGCGGGAGAUGUGGGCCUUGUAUGACUUUGCUUGUCAGGGGACACUCCUGGGAACUGCUAAGACUUUUAAAAUGGAGUAUGAGAAUCCAAUAACUAGGGCCAGAGAGAAAGACGCUACACCAGGUGAAAAAGCACUUGGACUAAAGAUAUCUGAGAACCUUAUGAGAAUUAUUCAGCCUUAUUUUCUCAGGCGUACGAAGAGUGAUGUUCAGCAUAAAAAGGCUUCAAAGCACCCUACAGCCGAUGAGUCAAAUAAUAAAAUCUGUACAAUGCCUUCCCUUACAAGGAAGAAUGACUUGAUAAUAUGGGUCUAUUUAUCAUCAAUUCAAGAAGAUGUGUAUCGAAAGUUUAUAUCGUUGGAUCAAAUCAAGGAAUUGAUGAUGACAACCAGAUCCCCUCUAGCAGAACUAAACAUUCUUAAGAAGCUCUGUGAUCAUCCAAGACUUCUGUCUGCAAGAGCCUGCGUUCAGCUUGGAUUGGAGGGAGAUGGCGCAGAAGAGGAUGAUAUUGAGGCUGUCACAAAGUUUGACCACCUCUCUGAUGAGGCUCUUAUAGAAGAGUCCGGAAAGCUUGUACUUUUGAUUGAGCUCCUUAAUAAACUCAGAGAAGAAGGUCACAGAACUCUUGUCUUCUCACAGUCAAGAAAAAUGCUUGAUAUGAUUGAUCGCAUCUUGAAUAACAGAGGCUUUAAAAUCAUGCGAAUUGAUGGGACAGUUUCUCUUUUAGAUCGAGAGAAAAGAAUAAGUAUGUUUCAGACCAACAGGAGCUACUCUGUAUUGCUGCUGACCACACAAGUUGGAGGUGUUGGAUUAACCCUAACUUCAGCUGACCGCGUUGUGAUUUUCGACCCCAGUUGGAAUCCAGCUACUGAUGCACAGGCUGUCGAUAGAGCUUACAGAAUAGGACAACAAGCUAAUGUAGUAAUAUAUCGACUCAUAACUUGUGGUACAGUAGAGGAGAAAAUAUAUAGGAGACAAAUCUUCAAAGACUCCUUAAUAAGACAAACAACUGGUGAAAAGAAAAACCCCUUCCGUUACUUCUCAAAGCAGGAACUAAAAGAGCUCUUUUCUCUAGAAGACACUCGAACCUCUUCCACUCAGAUUCAGCUUCAAAAUAUGCAUUCUUCACAAAGGAAAACAGACACAAAUUUAGAUGAACAUAUAGCUUAUUUGCAUACUCUACCCAUUUUUGGAAUUUCUGACCAUGACCUAAUCUAUAAUCAUGAAAUAUCCCAAGAUGAUGAAAAUGAAGAUGAGGAUGUAUGUCAGUACAUUCAAGAUAGAGUUCAGAAGGCUCAUGAAUUGGUACAAAUGGAGUCUCAAAUGAAUGAGCAAUUAAUGGAACAAUUAAAGAAGGGUUCAGAAGGUGCGUGGCUUAGACCCAAUACUUUCCCUGAAAAACCCAAACAAAGAAGCCUUCCUAAUAGUAAACCACCAGCCCCGCCUCCUGAAAUUGUAGAUCUUACUGAGCAUGAGAUUUCAAAUAUAAGUGGUCAUAUGACCAGUUUGGUAAUAGAAGAUUCAGAAGAAAAUCUUCCUAUGGAUUCAUUUAAAAAAGAACCACAGAAUGAUGUGAAUCUGCACAUGGACAGUUUGAUCAUUGAAGACUCUAGUGAAGAUGGUCUACCUUCUGCACCUCCUAAUCGUGAAACCUCCCAGAACGGCCCCCAGACCAGUGUGGUACUUGGCGAGUCUUUUGAAGAAAAUCUGCCCCGGGUUUUAUUUACAAAGGAAUUAAAGAGAGAGAGUGCUGCGCACACAACCAACUUGAUACCUGAAGAUUUUGAUGAAAAAGACACUUCCGCUCAGCAUCAGUUAACAAAAGAAUCACCCAGCAUGGGAGUUGGAGGUCCUGUAUUGAAUGACCAUUCUGGAAUGGAGAACAUUAUUUCACCAGUUCACAGUUUGGGCAAUAAUAAAAGCGCAAACAGUUCUCCAAGUUUUGUCAUUAAAGCAGAAGAAUCUGAACGCCCAAGCAUGGAAGAUGGUAAUGGAAGUCUAAAAGAAGACACCAGCAUGCCUCUGUCAAAGUCUCAAUUACAAUGUGAUUUCAACCUAAUUCUAGAAGAUUCGAUGGAUAAUGAUCAACAUUCUGCCUCUGUCGAUGAAAUGGAAAGUUUAAUGGAAACCUCCAUGGCUCCAUUGAGGGAAAAUCUACUAGUACUGGAUGAUUCUGUUGAAAAUAUGAUCCAAGAAGGGAACUGCUUUGAGAAAUCUAUGGACGAUAAAAGUACAAAUAGAAGUGUAAACAUGGAGUACUCAAAGCAAAAACUUGAAGAUGAUUUUAAAGGUACAGAAAAUAUUCAGAAUGAAAUGGACAUGCUAAACUUUUCUCAAGAAAAUAGCAUUGGAAAAGUUAGUAUAAUUGAUGUAGAGGAUAGUGAUGAAGAGGAGAUUCCCUUCUUCACCAAUCGCAAAGCCACCAGGAGAAUCUGCUCUGAAAGUGAAGCAGAAAGCUCAGUGUCUGUAAAUGAUGAGGAUGAGAUGGUGUUCUCUCCAUUCAACAGCCCUUCAGUCAAAGCGGUGAUCGCUUCAACGCCAAAGGUAGAGAAACGUUUGUCUGACAAGCUGUUGCAUCAAAGGAGCAGUUUUGGAAGGCGCAGGUCUAUUGCCUCAAGAAGGUCUCUAGUUCAUGUAGCUGUAGAAGAGGCAACAGACAUUCAAGAAAAUAUUACUGAUGGAGAUGAUGAAGACAGUGAAAAAGAGGAGGAAGAAUUGGUGGCAGAUGAAGCUCAGGAAGCUGACGAAGAACAACAUGAACAUACAGAAGAGGAGCCCCCUGGUGAAACCCUCGCCCUGGAGGAAAGUUUACCAACAUCAGAAGAUUAUGAAUCCGAUAGUUUUGUUGCCAAGUCAUCUUCUACUGAAGAGGUAACAGAGGAGUCUACUGGUGAAGUGGAGCUGCUUUCUGAUGAGCAAGUUGACUUUCUAGCUCUAGGAGUGAAAAAUCAAACUAAUGGUUUUAGUCAAGAAGACAGCUACUCCAUACUAGUGAAACGGGGCAAGGAGCUUAAAGAUGGUGGACACGUAAAGGAAGCAUUAGACUGUUUCUUAAAAGCACUUGAUAUUAAAUCUGGAGACCCUGAAGUUAUGAUGAUUACUUUGAGUUUGUACAGACAACUAUCUUAACGUAAAAAAAAAAAAAAAAUCUAGUUAUAGUGAAAGGGGGGGGGGGGGGGGAAUGUAAUAAACGGCAAAAAUUCAUGCAGUCUGCCGUUCAUUAUGAAUGGAACUUAAUAAAUUCUGAAUCUGUUCAAAAUGCACACAAUUGACAAUUUUUUUAGGUUUUAAGCUGAGUUUGAUAUAUUCAUUUAGUUUACCAUCUUUGUUGCAUUUUACAGUAAUAAAAAAAUUAAAGGGGUACUCUGGCCCUAAGACAUCUUAUCCCCUAUCCAAAGGAUAGGGUAUAAGAUGUCUGAUCGUGGGCGUACCACCGCUGGGGACCCCCUGCAAUCUCUCAUGCAGCACCCACCUGUCUCAGCUGCACGAAGCGAUGAUCGCUCCAUGUCCGAAGCCUCACGACCACAGGCUGGAGUAUUGUGACUUCACAACUCUGCCCCCUUGUGACAUCACGCCCAGCCCCUCAAUGCAAGCCUAUGGAAUUGGGCCUGAUGGCCAUCAUGCCCCCUCCCAUAGGCGUGACUUAACACUACUCCGACCCCGUGGUUGUGAGGCUUCAGACAUGGAGCGAUCAUUGCUUCCUGCAGCUGAGAUAGGUGGGUGCUGCAUGAGAGAUUGCAGGGGACUCCAGCGAUCAGACAUCUUAUCCCCUAUCUUUUUAGGUAUUAUCUGUACAUAUUUUGUAAGCAACUUGUUAUACCUAAAUAUUAUACCUCUACAUUGUACAAAUGCCACCAAGCACUUUCAUAUCAUUGUACUUUUUUCUUAAUGCAUAAAAAUUCCUGUUUGA